Hemibagrus wyckioides is the source of this 1028-nucleotide messenger RNA. Its product is annotated as CD209 antigen-like. Bases 114 to 1028 code for a protein of 304 amino acids. Lineage: Eukaryota; Metazoa; Chordata; Actinopteri; Siluriformes; Bagridae. The transcript has 5 exons. The record is from RefSeq and is a predicted model, not a curated record.
UUUCAGACAGCCACUCUGAAUGAAGUUUUAGACAAUUAUAUACCAGUACAAGUGUGUUCUAUAAGGACUGAUAACUACAGCAGUGAAAGAUCAGGAUUAUUGUAAAGAGAAGAAUGGAGAUGAAGGAGGAGAUUUAUGCAAAUGCAGUUGUAGCAGACAAUAAAGCUGAGUCCAGUGACAGCGAGCAUUCAUAUGAAGACGUUUAUGUGAAUGAGGACAAUUUGCAGUCCCAGAGGGACAAGCAGUCAGAGAACUCAGGUGGAGAGACUACAAGGAGCAGGUGUUACAGACUGACUGCAGUGUGUGUGGUGCUUUGGCUGUGUGUUCUCCUGCUGACUGCCAUCACAGCGCUGUGGAUCAAAUUCAAUAUCCUUAGUACAGAAAAAGACAUGUUGGAGACCAGUCACAACAACCUGACUAUAGAGAGAGGCCAGUUACAGACCAGUUAUAAUACCCUGACUAUAGAGAGAGACCAGUUACAGACCAGUUAUAAUACCCUGACUAUAGAGAGAGACCAGUUACAGACCAUGUACAACACCUUGACUAAAGAGAGAGACCAGUUACAGGCCAGGUACAACACCGUGACUGAAGAGAGAGAGAAGUUACAGAGGGAUAAAGCAGAACUCCAGAGGUUUUCUAAACUGGGUCUGGAUCCAGGAUGGAUAUGUUUCAGCUCCAGUAUUUACUACAUCUCUAAUGAAGAGAAGACCUGGCAUGAAAGCAGACAGGACUGCGGAAGGAGAGGAGUAGACCUGAUGAUCAUAAACAACAAAGAGGAACAGGAGUUUAUCACAAAACAUCUGGGCAACAGACAGGCUUGGAUUGGUCUGAGUGACAAAGACAAAGAGGGGGAGUGGAAAUGGGUGGAUGGUAAACCACUGACCACUGCGUACUGGAAUGAGGGGGAACCGAAUAAUCAAGGUGAUGAGGACUGUGCUGAGAUUUAUGUUAAUCCAGGAAUGAAGAACUGGAAUGACAGUCCAUGCCUCAAUAAAAGAAUAUGGAUCUGUGAGAAGAGUUAUUUUUAG